UAAUUCUCGAAAUAGAUUCACGAUCGUUUUGCUCCAGCCAACUCAACACAAACGCAAACGCUACCCAAAAAUAAUGAAUCCUCAUCAAACCCCAUCUGAUUCUGACCACCCCCAACUCCCCACCAUCAAGAUCCAUCACCCCGCCGCCGCUACCUCCGCCGUCGGUGCCACCCCAACUCCUACCUCCCUUGCCCGCCGCAAGAUCGGCGUUGCCGUCGACCUAUCCGACGAGUCCGCCUUCGCUGUCCACUGGGCCGUCGACAAUUACCUCCGUCCUGGUGACGGUGUCGUCCUCAUCCACGUGUCGCCCACUUCCGUCCUCUUCGGCGCCGACUGGGGCCCACUGCCCCACCACCAAGAGAACCCUGGUAACGCUGAUGAGAAUAGUAAUGAUAGUAAUAACAGUAACAAAGAGCAUAAACAGCGGCAGAUAGAACAUGAUUUCGACAACUUUACGGCUACGAAAGCUGCUGAUCUGGCGAGGCCGUUGAAGGAGGCUGGGCUCCCGUACAAGAUACACAUAGUGAAGGAUCAUGACAUGAGGGAGAGGCUGUGUUUGGAGAUAGAGAGGUUGGGUUUGAGUGCAGUGAUAAUGGGGAGUAGAGGGUUUGGAGCUGAGAAGAGAGGAAAUGAUGGGAAGUUGGGGAGUGUGAGUGAUUAUUGUGUGCACCAUUGUGUGUGCCCUGUGGUGGUUGUUAGAUAUCCUGAGGAUAAGGACGGCGGCGAGCCGGUGGUCAAAGUUAAGGUACCGGAGGAGAUGGAGGAGGACCACGCAGAUGCAAAGCUUAAAGAUGCUUAGUAGUUCCUUGGGGUCAUGACUUGAUCCUCUCCAGUAGGAGGAUUUUCUUGAACUUUAUGUAUCUUAAAUGUUGUUUUCGCAUGUUGUAGAUAACGUAGAAUCAAUCGAGUCGACAGUGAAGAGCCGACACGUAAGAAAAAAGUCAAUGUGAUCUUGUUCACAGGGGGUGUAAUCUUGUUAAUCUAUAAAGAUUGUUAGGAGUUCCUUGUUUAUUCUGAAAACAUGGUUAUUCAUCAUUUCAUUUUGUGAUGUGUAUGCGAUGAUUGGUGGUGUUCUUGUAUGAAUGAUUGACGAGGCUUUAAUUUUCUUUAAUGCCCGUUUGUAAAACUUGUUUCACUGCAUUGCUAUAUAAGCAUAGUUUCUACGAGGAUUUUAUAAAA
This is a messenger RNA of Pistacia vera, 1179 nucleotides long. RefSeq names its product universal stress protein PHOS32-like. Lineage: Eukaryota; Viridiplantae; Streptophyta; Magnoliopsida; Sapindales; Anacardiaceae. The transcript has 3 exons. The coding region runs from base 74 to 799 and encodes 241 amino acids. The record is from RefSeq and is a predicted model, not a curated record.